GGCGUAUGCACAUAACUUCGGUUACUCGUAGUCUUGGUUCGGUUCGUGGGAAUCGUUUGUGACAGACAAAUAAAAAAAAACAAACAAAAAUACAUAAGCGAAUGGAAACGAGGACUGGGAUAGGCCUCGAAUGUUAAUGUGUUGAAAAUAUUCGAAUGUAAAUUAAAUGUUCCUGUGGAUAUAAUGGCUGAGUGAGGUCUACUAUUUCAUCGCAACCCAAACAACAUGGGCGUCGUGUGACCUGUAACCACGCAUCGCAAUCGACUGUACAACCCACGCCUGAAUCAGUAGCUCUUGUGCCGUGUUCCCUUAUCAAUUGAUGGAAUAAUAGUACUUGUUGGCCAAGCUAAUGAAUAAAUGAAGUGCGUGAGUCUGAUAGCGGAAAGUAACAGUGUAGUGUAAAGUGUGCUGUAUUAUGUAUCUAGAUGUGUGUAUUUGAAAACACCGCAGUCUGUAGUGAAAAAUGAGAAAGCGUCGGAAGAAAAUUUUAUUAUGUGAUAGCAGUGAAUGAAGAAUUGAAUUAGAAAAUUUAAUUAUAUUCUUCGCCGAUACCCAACUGUGGACCUAAGACGAUAGGUCAUUCAUUGCAUGGCAAACGAAUCAAAUGUUUUUUGAUGUUGAAAAUAAGGUAGAAAACGUGUUUGAUUUGAAGAUGAUCGAUUCGAAAACGAUACGUUCUUUAAAUUAUUAGUGAGGAAAAAGUGAAUAAUUAAUCAAUACAAUGCAUUCAGCAAGCAUGCGGUCAGCCAAAUUUCAACUGAUCUUUGCAAUCGUGAUGGUGUACGAAAUUCGUAGAAUUGAUACACAGAACCACGCUGAGCAGUAUCCAGCUGUUUUCCAUCAUUCUGUUGCCGGAGCGGGAACAGUUGAGCUUCCCAGCGACAAAAGUCGUUCGUUUAUUGGGGAAGUUAGCAAUAACGCUGAAUCAAGGGCGCUUCUAGCAAGUAGCUUGAGUAAACAAGAUGUUAAGAAUAGUUCCACUGGCAAUGAGACAGCCCUCACAGCACGACUCCGACGUUCGACCGGUGGUUACACUGCGCAAACCGGAUCUCAGAGCUUAUGUAACAAGGAAGGGUGUAGUUGCUUGGACCAGCAUAUCCUCACGAUCGAUUGUGAGAUACUCGACAGUGACACUACGUUGGCAGACCAAUUUUACAUUCCCAGAGAGGCAAAAAGUCUCAACUUGCAGUUGACGGGCCGACGAACGAGAUUGGUGAUCGAUACGAAACAAUUUUCAAACAGUUUACUAAACCACGUGCUGAUCAUGGGUAACUUUGCCGGUGGAGAUGGCUGGGAACAUGUGGAAUUUCUCAAAGAAGCGUUUUGCCUGAAUAAUGGCACCUACCCGGAGUUGGAAGUGUAUAAUGUUCACACUGUUGUAUUUCAUAGGCAAACUUUCUGCCGAGAGUUCAAACUCAAUGUGACUAGUGCUAGAGAAGUAAUUAUAAUGCCAGAUGCAUUUUCCGUUCCGGAGAGUGAAAUUCUACUGAAUGGUGUCAAAGAGAUCAGAAUCCAGGAAGAUGCAUUCAAGGGUUCGAUUUCAACUAUGCUCGACAUCUUCAACAGCGGUAUCAAAAUGCUGUCGGAGCUACGGGCAUCCUUCCGGCAGAUACAGUUUAUCAACACCACAAUCGAACAGAUCUCAACGAAAGCAUUUGAUGUAAACAAAAUAGAUUCAUUGAUAUUCAAAAACUGCGAUAUAGGCCUAUUGAUGUCGCAAGCCAUAACCGAAAAGCUUUUGUGCAAGUACUUUACUAUGGAAAAUUGUAAGAUAACUGCUAUUGAAAAAAACUUCAUUGCGGAUAGCGGACUAAUAAAUUUCAACAUGCAAAAUAACGUCAUCAACGAAAUCGCAUCUGACGCCAUCCGAUUCACAGGGAUUUUAAGCAAUAUAAGCAAUAACAAAAUUAUAAAAACUGGCAAGAAUUGGUUCUUUCAGAAACCUGACUGGACAAGUGUAAUCAUUGCCAAUAAUUCAUUCGGAGAAUUUAACUAUUUUACCAUUGAGAAAAGCACAAAUUCGGAGGUAUGUAAAUUCCAUGGUAAUUCGAUUACACAACCUGCCUUACGAAGCUUCAGUUUCACGCAACAUCCAACGUGUACGUUGAGUGAAACAUCAUUCAACAAACAGUGCACCUGUGACGAAAGCUGGCUAAAGGACCUGUACUUUCAAGACUAUGAAAAAUUAUUGAGGGAAAGUUAUUGCCGAAUCGAAGAAACGCUAAAGUUCUGUUUCAAUACUACAACCUUCAAAGUUAAAACGUACAUGCAGCAGGUCUGCAACGAGUCGACCCGGACAAUCGAUUGCUCCCGUAGUCAGAAAGAGAAAAAAGUAGUGCCACAUUUUGUUAGUCCCAACGAAAUAGAAUCAAUUCAGUAUAAAAAUUAUUAUCAGUAUAUAAUCCUUGCAGUAACUACCGUUGUUUUGUUGGUUAUAGUAGUUUUGAGUAUUGCAUUCUUUAAAAUGUGUCGCAAGCAGCGAGCAACUAAUCCUGCAGACAUAGCUUCGAAUGCUUCAUUCACCAUGACCCACAAACAUUCAAAAACUUUCACAAAAGAAGAUAAGACAAUUAUUCAUCAGACGCUGCAAAAGAUUAAAGACAAACAGUCGCAUGACCUGUAUGAGGAUAUAUUGACUCAUACGCGGAAGCUUCUCGGUGGCGACUUCACCGAGACAGAAAAGGUACUAACAAUAGGUGAAAUCGUGCGACGAUUGAAUGACUGUGAAAAUAGCGGAGAUGACUUCGUUGCCUUUACGGACAUUCUGUAUCGACAUUUGGCUCCGAGUAGUAGCAAUACACCGUUGGAAACAAUAUAUACUGAACCAUCCGUCCCUGCAGAAGGAACAACCGUGAUUGAAGCAACUGGAACUCCCGAUCAUAUUUAUGCGGAGCUGACAAGUGCGGCACAACCGCUACUAAUUAAUGAGUAUUCAGCACCGAUGGAUCUGAAUGACUCGCAUUACUCCGAACCGGUUCAGAUUAUACAAAAAGAUAACACCCGUACACUCAUAACUCCUUACGCCAUAGGGAACAAUAUUGGAUCAUCCGUCCAACAACAGCCGAGUACGUCGAGAAAUUUGCCCGACAUCUUAAAAUCAAACCGUGGCAACAGCACUAGUAGUAGUAGUAGCAACAAUAGCUCAUCAGAUGCCAUAACUCACUCUGAGCCACUUAGAUACAUGGAUAGAUCUCCAAACGGUAGCAGAGAGAUUCCUGAAUAUACACUGCCGAUUAAGAAAGUGCCACCUAAAGCUAUCCUCCGCCGAGAGCCUGCUAUCGAAUCCGAUAGCUCAACAUCAUACUCUGAUCAUUCGGAGCACUCAGGUGGAAGUGAUAUUACUGUGAAAAUAGAUGACAUAGUAGAAUAUGCUGACGCGUGACAAGUGAUCGAGAUUGAAAAGAAGAAUUUUUAGUGUAUUGUUACAGUGAAACGUCCAAAAACAUUGUGUUUGUAUUGACAUAGUAAAUAAUAAAAAAGUGAUAUUAAUUUAGUUUAGAAUCAGGCAAUGUAAUUUAUAGGUUCUAGGAUAUUAUCGAAUUAGAACGUGGUACCAUAAAUAAAAGAGAUGUAAUAAACGACUACUAAUUGGAAGCAUUAUUCCAAUUCAAAGAUA
Molecule: messenger RNA, 3616 nt
Organism: Topomyia yanbarensis
Lineage: Eukaryota; Metazoa; Arthropoda; Insecta; Diptera; Culicidae
Exons: 8
Coding region: 722-3382 (886 amino acids)
Source: RefSeq, a predicted model, not a curated record